GAAAUAAACGGUGAGGAGCCACAGACACCCCGAUCCCGAAGGAAAUCUGCACAGGCAUCUGUUAACCGGAUCCGCAAACAGGAUUCAGCUGUGACCAGUAGCAGUGAGGAUGAAAAUGACCAGGAAGAACAAGAAAGUGAAGAAGAGGUGAAGUCUGCCAAGAGAACUACAAGAAAAAGAGUAACUCCCCAGACCCCAUCUUCUUCUCGGAACACCUCAGCGCAAACCCCAAAUAAAACUGUAAGUUCCAAGUAUUGUGUGAAUUUUAGAGGGCUAGUCUACUCAAAUGAGCCACGCUCCAGAAGCCAUGCUGCAACUCCCAAAAUCCCAGAGCGAAAUCAGCCAAUCCAAAAACCUGCCAAUGUUCUGGAGGAGGCCCGCAUUAGGCUCCAUGUCUCUGCUGUACCAGAAUCUCUGCCUUGCAGGGAACAGGAGUACCAGGAUGUGUACAAUUUUGUGGAAAGUAAACUGCUGGAUGGAACUGGUGGGUGCAUGUACAUAUCUGGUGUCCCUGGCACUGGGAAGACGGCAACAGUGCACGAGGUGAUCCGAAGUCUGCAGCGGGCUGCAGAUGAAGAUGAGCUGUCAUCUUUCCAGUACAUAGAGAUCAAUGGCAUGAAGCUGACAGACCCUCAUCAGGCUUAUGUACAAAUCCUGAAGCUCUUGACUGGCCAGAAAGCAACUGCAGACCACGCUGCUGCUCUGCUUGAGAAGAGAUUCAGCACACCUGCCUCCAAAAGGGAGACCACUGUAUUGCUGGUGGACGAGCUGGACCUUCUUUGGACCAGAAAGCAGAAUGUUAUGUACAGUUUGUUUGACUGGCCUACUCGGAAACAAGCAAAACUGAUUGUAUUGGCCAUUGCAAACACCAUGGAUCUGCCAGAGAGGAUAAUGAUGAAUCGUGUAGCCAGCAGGCUGGGUCUGACGAGGAUGUCAUUCCAGCCUUACACUCAUAAACAGCUGCAACAGAUAAUCACCUCUCGCCUGAACCAUGUCAAGGCAUUUGACGAUGAUGCCAUUCAGCUUGUUGCCAGAAAGGUGGCUGCAUUGUCUGGUGAUGCACGUCGCUGUUUAGACAUCUGUCGCAGGGCAACAGAGAUCUGUGAGUUCACUAGCAAAAAAGGUGAACCUUCAUUGGUAAAAAUGCCACAUGUCAUUGAGGCCUUGGAUGAAAUGUUCUCUUCCCCUUAUGUCAUUGCAAUCAGGAACUCUUCUGUAUUGGAGCAGUGUUUUCUCAGAGCUGUCAUUGCAGAGUUUAGAAGAUCUGGUCUUGAAGAAGCCACCUUUCAGCAGGUAUACCACCAGCAUAUUGUACUGUGUAGGAUAGAAGGAAUGCAGCCCCCUACUAUGUCAGAGACCAUGGCGGUGUGUCUAAGACUCGGAGCCUCACGUCUCCUCCUGGUAGAGUCCAGCAGGAAUGACUUGCACCUGAGAGUGAGGAUCAACGUCAGCCAGGAUGAUAUCAUGUACGCUCUCAAGGAGGACUGA
Messenger RNA from Staurois parvus, 1488 nucleotides. The record is from the annotation of a GenBank genome assembly. NCBI's taxonomy places the organism in Eukaryota, Metazoa, Chordata, Amphibia, Anura, Ranidae.